Molecule: messenger RNA, 1152 nt
Organism: Odobenus rosmarus divergens (Pacific walrus)
Lineage: Eukaryota; Metazoa; Chordata; Mammalia; Carnivora; Odobenidae
Gene: PLSCR4
Product: phospholipid scramblase 4
Exons: 9
Coding region: 28-1020 (330 amino acids)
Biological process (GO): plasma membrane phospholipid scrambling
Cellular component (GO): plasma membrane
Molecular function (GO): phospholipid scramblase activity
Source: RefSeq, a predicted model, not a curated record
UCCCAGGAUUAAUUGGAAUUCUUCAAAAUGUCAGGUGUGGUCCCCACAGCCCCUGAGCAACCUACAGAUGAAACAGAGAAUCAAAUAAAGUCUCCUCAUCCAAGGCCUGAUGCUCCUCCUGACUACAAUUCCCAUUUUGUACUAGGACCCCCUGGACCAGCUGUCCCUGCACCUGCAGGCUACCCAGGAGGCUUGCCUGUGGGAUACUACAGCCUGCAGCAUCCCUGUGCCUUCCCCUCAUACCAGCUACCUGGUGGUAUUCAUCCUAUGCAGUACCAGCCUGGCAAAUAUCAUAUGCCAAAUCAGCCUGUUCCAGUAACAUGGAUGCCAGGGCCUGCUCUUAUGCCAAACUGUCCUCCUGGUCUGGAAUACUUAACCCAGUUGGACAACAUACACGUCCUUCAGCAUUUUGAGCCUCUGGAAAUGAUGACAUCUUUUGAAACUAAUAAUAGAUAUGAUAUUAAAAACAACCUGGACCAAAUGGUUUACAUCGUAACUGAAGACACAGACGACUUUACCAGAAAUGCUUAUCGGACGCUAAGGCCCUUUGUCCUCCGGGUCACCGACUGUAUGGGCCGAGAAAUCAUGACAAUGCAGAGACCUUUCAGAUGCACCUGCUGUUGCCUCUGUUGUCCCUCCACCAGGCAAGAGCUGGAGGUGCAGUGUCCUCCCGGUGUCCCCAUUGGCUUUGUUGCGGAACACUGGAACCUGUGCAGGGCUGUUUACAGCCUCCAGAACGAGAAGAAAGAAAAUGUGAUGAAAGUGCGCGGGCCGUGUUCAACCUACGGCUGUGGUUCAGAUUCGGUUUUUGAGGUCAAAUCCCUUGAUGGCAUGUCCAACAUUGGCAGUAUUAUUAGGAAGUGGAACGGUCUGUUAUCAGCAAUGGGCGAUGCUGACCACUUUGAAAUUCACUUCCCAUUAGACCUGGAUGUGAAGAUGAAAGCCAUGAUUUUUGGAGCUUGCUUCCUCAUUGACUUCAUGUAUUUUGAAAGAUCUCCACCACAACAUUCAUCAAGAUAGAUGGACACAGCAAAUCAGCAAUUAUGGCUAAUGAAAAAAAUUAGAAAAGUUGGAUCGGGCUUACAAUCCCCUGAAUUAUUUGCAAAUAUAUGUAUCUGCUUUUGCAGAUUAUUUUCACUGGUUAUUAGCUCU